AUGCCGCCGAGGCGUGAUACUAGACGCAAUGCUGCAGGAGGAGACAACAAUGGCAAUGGCAGAGGUAAUGGUAAUGGCAAUGGAGGGAACAAUAACCAGAACCACCAGGUUACACGUGCGCCAAGGGAUUUGAGUCAGGUGCAGUGCUUCGGGUGUAAGGCUAUGGGGCACUAUGCCACAGAUUGCCCAAGGGCGAAGAACUCAGGAUCCAGCAAGCCAAACCCCUUCCAAAAGGGUCAUGUAAAUCAUGUUAAUGUGGAGGAGGUCUACAAUGAACCUGAUGAAGUGAUUGGGGGUAGCCUAGAAGAGGUGCUAGUCGUGAGGGAUUAUCCAGAUGUGUUUCCAGAGGAGUUGCCAGGUAUGCCACCAGAUAGAGAUAUUGAGUUUCUUAUUGAUUUAAUACCGGGCACUGGACCUAUUGCAAAGAGACCGUAUAGAAUGCCUCCUCAAGAGUUGGAGGAAUUGGAGAAGCAGAUAAGAGAAUUGCAGGCACAAGGAUUUAUUCUCCCAUGUUCAUCACCUUGGGGAGCUCCAGUUUUGUUUGUGGAGAAGAAGGAUGCGACCUUGAGGAUGUGUGUUGAUUAUCGUUCUCUGAAUGAGAAUAAGCAAGAGCAUGAGGUGCAUCUGCGUUUGGUAUUGGAGAAAUUGAGGGAACAUCAGUUGUAUGCCAAGUUCAGCAAAUGUGAGUUCUGUCUAGAUGAGGUAGCUUUCCUUGGACAUGUUGUGUCAAGUAAUGGAGUUGCAGUUGAUCCAUCUAAGGUUGUUGCAGUUACAGAGUGGGAGACACCCACGACAGCUAGAGAGAUUCGCAGCUUCUUGGGCCUUGCAGGUUAUUACAGGAGGUUUAUUGAGAACUUUUCCAAAAUUGCAGAGCCUAUGACUGAAUUGUUGAAGAAGGAGAAGAAGUUUGUUUGGACUGAUGAAUGUGAAGCCAGCUUUCAGGAAUUGAAGCAGCAUUUGGUUACGGCACCAGUUUUAACUCUGCCAGACAUACAUAAGGACUUCCAGUAUCAUCCUAGUAAGGCUAAUGUUGUUGCUGAUGCGUUGAGUCGUAGGAGCCAUGCUAAUGCAAUUAAUGUUGAUAAUAUGCCACUGGAGUUAUGUGAGCAGUUCAGGAAUCUUAGGUUGGAGAUGGUUCCUAAGGGAUAUUUAGCAACACUUGAGGUAAAGCCUACUUUGCUUGACAGGAUCAGAGAAGCUCAAAAGGGUGAUAAGGAGAUCGCUGAGAUAAAAGAGAACAUGGUUAAUGGUAAGGCAGAAGGUUUCCAUGAGGAUGAACAUGGAGCCAUAUGGUUUGAGAAGCGUAUUUGUGUACCUCAAGAUGCUGAUAUCAGGAAGUUGAUUCUUCAGGAGGCGCAUGAUUCACCUUAUUCUAUUCACCCAGGUAGUACUAAGAUGUAUUUGGAUUUGAGGGAAAGAUUUUGGUAG
Molecule: messenger RNA, 1428 nt
Organism: Aegilops tauschii subsp. strangulata
Lineage: Eukaryota; Viridiplantae; Streptophyta; Magnoliopsida; Poales; Poaceae
Molecular function (GO): zinc ion binding; nucleic acid binding
Source: RefSeq, a predicted model, not a curated record